ACCAAGAUAAGUGAGGCGGCGAAUACAUGUUUGAAUGUCGGUACAUAGCGGAUCAAAAUGACGAGGUACCCUACAAUGCCUCAAUUAUGGGGGCAAACCAUUGAAGACCGGCAGUCAUUGGUUCAGGAUCCAAGGCUGUUCCCACCACAAGAUACUUACUAGUACCUAGGUAAUGAUAGAGACAGGUAUCGGGUAGCAAGUCAAGGGUGUGUGCUAGUUCAUUGCAGUGCCUGAUUGAUUAUGGAAGUUUCUAGUAAUGUGAUUUUCUAAUCAACAGGUGGUCUAGAUAUACCCGUGGGCAAUCCUGAUAGAGCGAACACAAUAAUAGGAGCUGUUAGGUGCAGACAUGAUCAUGCUCGAUGCUGUCGCCUUACCUGGGUAGCUGAGCCAUUGACUUCCCACCUUGACAGCCGGUUGCAGCUGUCCGUGGCUCGCUGUGCUGCUUUAUGAGAGCCAAGAUUAAAAUUGGCAGUUGCGGUCAAUACUUAAGGAGCGACUCAGAAGUCAUAAUGAAUACACAUGUUUUCAUAUAUUUCUGACAUUAGGUGGAGGGCCCUCUCUCUUCUCAUUCUUUUAAUAUCGGUGGUAAUUUGGUGGACCUUAGAGCUACGCCGAGAAGCGAUGGCCGAAGCCCCUGUUCUCCCCCCCAGCAACCUGGAGGAGCAGGUGGCCGCUACUAUGCUCUCAUGGCACUCCUUAGAGCUCACAGCCCUCAAAAAGGUCCAGUCACUAUGGGCAGGGUACGGCCACGUCUGUGAAGUGACGGCGCGUGCCAAAACAGCAAGUGCAGCUAGUCUCAUGCGCGAACAGUACGGAGAUAUCGGCCAGGUGGACAGUACCGGCAAGGAGACGUAUGCGCUUAUCCUCAAGCUCAUUUCUCCACCCUCUGGAGCGGAAGACGAGGGUCACUUACGCAAGAUCAUGAGCUAUGAGGCCGAGCAAAAUUUCUACGGCUCUGUUGCGCUACGACUGGGGACCGAUCUGCCCAUGGCACGCUCUAUUUCUGCUACACAGGGAAAGCCUGGUUCGGACACUCCCGAGGGCCUCGCUGCCAUUCUCAUGACGGAUUUGCGAUCCAAAUAUCCGGUGGCCGGGGAGAAGCGGGCUGUACUUAAUGAAACACAGGUGUAUGCCGCGUUGAAAUGGCUAUCUGAAUUUCACAAAAGGUCGCGGGGAAUGCAAUUACGCUUACCCUUGCAGGAGCUGUUUCUGCCACCUCUCGAGGAAGCAGAGAGGAGACGUCGAGGCGAGCCUCCUGGUAGCUUGAUAUGGCUAAACGGGGGCUAUACAUAUCUUGCCACAAGGCGGAGUGAAUACGCCACUCUUGCUGCUGACUUGUCGUCUGAAUGGUCGUCAGCGCUUUGCGAGCCUCUUGAGCUUUCAGGGCACUCUAUCGCGGAAAUGGUGGCUGCUGUCUUGACGCCGCGUGGACGUGACCAUGAAAGCCUCAUCCAUGGUGACGUGAAGUCCGAGAACCUGUUUACCACACAGUCUGGCACCGAAGUCGCAUUCUAUGAUUUUCAAUAUGUAGGCUUUGGGUUGGGUGUGUGUGACUUGGCUAAGUUAUUCACAUGCUCAGUGCCAAUACACAUGCUAAUAGAGGAUGAUGGAUCUGUCGAGCUGCCCAUGAGAGAGGGCGAGAGGCGUUUGCUAGAGCGAUAUCGCACUAACCUGCUUGAUGGAAGCGGCAAGACAUAUGAUUGGGACACUUUCGUGCGGCAUUGGGAAACUGCGCUUGUUGAUUGGCUGAGAUUCCAAGCCUCAUGGGGAUUCUGGGGAAAUACAGAGUGGCUCGAGGCUCGUGUCCGGUCGAUACUGAAAGACGAAGGCUGGAAAUCUUGGUUGUAUGAACAACAGAACCUUAUAGACCAAGAAACGGGCUUAUUGUCCCCAAAUUAGAUAUAAUCGUGUCACGGCGAAAGACGGCCACAUUAGUGCUGCAAAUGAGCCACAAGCGGAAGACAGCAAACUUUUCAUUGAUUCCAUGUUUGGUUCUGCCUAGACAGGGCGGAAGAUUCGUACAUUCUGGGUAUAAAUCGGAAAGGUGUUUCAAAAUCACGUGUGCCAUCCCAUCGCCACGACGCCUAACAGUAAGUAAAACGACAAUGAAUUAAAUACAACUUAAGCUUUCCACUCAUCCCGCCCUAAUCUGACGAUAUCACGUUGCUCAAGAACCCAGUAAUCACUCGGGGCCUUGCCUUCGGAGGCCAGGAUCGCAGCCUUGACAGCAGCGCGCGCGACAACCUCGUCCUCCUGCGCGAAUGUAUCCUGCGCACCUUGGCCUAGAUAUCUCUUCAUACCGCGGAACACUGUUUCGAGAAGAGGGCCACCAG
Xylaria bambusicola is the source of this 2333-nucleotide messenger RNA. Its product is annotated as kinase-like domain-containing protein. NCBI's taxonomy places the organism in Eukaryota, Fungi, Ascomycota, Sordariomycetes, Xylariales, Xylariaceae. The transcript has a single exon. The coding region runs from base 520 to 1899 and encodes 459 amino acids. The record is from RefSeq and is a predicted model, not a curated record.